AUGUCAAGAGCAGACGGACUACCGAGGAACGAAGAGCACUACACGAGGCGGACUGACAUUCUAGAGGAGAACUACUGCAGGAACCCUGAUAAUGAACCAGCUGCCUGGUGUUACACUACUUCCAGUAAGAGGUGGGACGUGUGUGGGGUCCUUACCUGCGCAGAACAGAGGGCGCAGGAGGUGUUGGAGACAGAGAGGGCCAGGGAGGAGGACGUGUUCCUGUUUGGGGAGAGUAAAAAGGCGACUGUGACUCUAGAGGGGGCUGGUGUGUAUAUAAUCCCACAGGAGAGUCUGCUCUUCUCGGAGACUCUGCGGAUAAACCUGGACCCGUUCUCUGAGUUCACCUCGGAACAGUUGUGGGAUGUACUGGAGAAGGUGGAGCUGAAGGUGUACGUUGCAGCACAGACCGGGGGUCUGGAGAUGAUGGUCCAGGAGGGAGGUGGGAACUUGUCUGCUGGUCAGAGACAACUGUUGUGUCUUGCUAGGGCACUCCUGAGGGAUAAAAAGAUCCUGGUUAUUGAUGAAGCUACUGCAAAUGUUGAUGAGAAACCAGAUCAACUGAUCCAAUCAACACUCCGGGACAAGUUCUCGGACUGCACUGUGCUUACCAUCGCCCACAGAAUUAACACUAUCAUCGACAGCGACCGAGUGAUGGUCAUGGACUCUGGGUUACUAGUUGAGUUUGAUCAUCCUGCGGUCCUGCUUAAAAACUCUGACAGCAUUUUCUAUGACCUAGUUAAGGAGACUGGUAUGUUUGAUGUACUGGUGGAACAAGCAAAUUCUAGUUUUAAUAACAAAUCAGAUAGUAAUCAAGCAAGUUACGUAGAUUCAGAUGCUUUUACCGAUGUUCCCAUUUAGAUCUUGAUAUCUGUUACAAACAGUUCUAUUAAGUUUUAUCGCUUAUUAUUUUUGAUUAAACAUUUUUUGAUUUUUUAAUUUUAAUUGAUCAUAUUUUAUGGUUGUUUAAAACUGUUUGUAUAAAUUAUUUUUUUGUGAUUAUCAUAUUUGAUUUUUGAGGUAUUAGGGCCGGAGGGAAGAAUAUUUGCCGUUGUCCCUCAUAUCAGAUCACUUCCGGCUGCCCAAUACCCCUAGGAAUCGGUCACAUAUCAGAUAAUCAAGACAUAAUCCUCUUUCCAUAAACUUAAAACUUAAUCACGCAGCGUCUUAUUUUGGGGCGCCUCCUCGACUGAUUACAUGAUAUGUGCACGACAGUUUUCAUUAUUUUUGUAU
Messenger RNA from Bolinopsis microptera, 1230 nucleotides. RefSeq names its product ATP-binding cassette sub-family C member 4-like. Gene Ontology annotation, biological process: transmembrane transport. The record is from RefSeq and is a predicted model, not a curated record. The transcript is spliced from 3 exons. Lineage: Eukaryota; Metazoa; Ctenophora; Tentaculata; Lobata; Bolinopsidae. The coding region runs from base 1 to 858 and encodes 285 amino acids. Gene Ontology annotation, cellular component: membrane. Gene Ontology annotation, molecular function: ATP binding; ATPase-coupled transmembrane transporter activity; ATP hydrolysis activity.